This is a messenger RNA of Menidia menidia (Atlantic silverside), 2128 nucleotides long. Lineage: Eukaryota; Metazoa; Chordata; Actinopteri; Atheriniformes; Atherinopsidae. The record is from the annotation of a GenBank genome assembly.
AACAAAUCAAGUUUGGGCACUCUGUCGUGGGGAUACUAAGUUGUAGGCCAUAUUGUUGUGUCGCCCCUAUUGUCCACGGGCCCCUCUCCGUGACCUCCCCACUUUCAGAUCCCGGACUUGUGAUUGGUGGAGACGGCGGGGCUUUGUCGUCAUAACCCCAGUGCCCAUUCAUCGGCGGACUUGGGCGUUGUACUCCGCAUCUCAUUUGCGGCGGGGCCAAUUUCUCCAUCUACAAACUCCGCUCGAGGAAAAAAAAAUUGGAAGAAUUCGCGUUUCGUUCGCACCUUCGCGAUAUUUUUUCAAGCGCUCAUUACUCUCUUUGCGGUCAUUUUGAUUUCAGUCUUUUCCUCUCGGCUUUGCUUGCAAAGGGAGGCGUCGGCGUUCCUGAAAUUUUUUGGGUGGAAGCUUGCGGUCUUUGUUCAUUCAUCUGAUCGGUUGGGUUCCUUUGUUGGAACAAAAGCAUGGGAGCACAAAUCUCCAAAACCGCUGGAAAAGAGGAAACUGCGGUGGAAAAGCCUGCAGAAGGAGCAGCUGCUGCAUCCAAGACGAACGGCCAGGAGAAUGGUCACGCCAAGACAAACGGAGAUGCCUCUCCUGCAGCAGAAGAAGCGAACAAAGCUGAUGUGCAGGCCAAUGGAAGCACUCCUACUGAGGAGGCGCCAAAAGAAGAGGGGGAAAAAGCCGAGGGCGCCGAGGCCAAUGGAGAGAAGGAGCCGGCCGCCACAAACGGAGACACCGCCGCCAAGCCGGAGGAAGGCACUCCAUCAACCAGCGAGGACGGCAAGCAGAAGAAAAAGCGCUUCUCCUUCAAGAAACCGUCCUUCAAGCUGAGCGGCUUCUCUUUCAAGAAGUCCAAGAAGGAGUCUGAGGAGGCAGCGGAGGACGAAGCGGCGGCCGCCGCCGCCGAGCCGGCCGAGGGGGAGAAGCCCGCGUCGGAAGAGGCGGCUGCCGAGGAGGCCAAGCCGGCGGAGGGGGCCGAGGAGGGAGCCAAGGAGGCUGCGGCCGAGGAGCCAAAGGCGGAGGAAGCCGCCGCUGCUGCUGCCGCCGAGGAGAAACCAGCCGAAGCUUCGCCUACCGAGCCCGAAACGGCCGCCAGUCCAGAGGCCGCCGCCGUCCCCGCCGCCGCCACCGCCGAGUAGUCCUGCUGAGAGAGAAACCGGAAUGAAGGAUGACGACGUAGCCUGUCUGAAGGAACGCGAGGACUUGUCUAAAACCAGGGAAUCUUUUUUUUUUUCCUUUAUUUUUUUUCCUUUUUUUUGUUUGUUUACUACUCUGCAACCAUCUCAUCCAUAAUGACUGCAAUGUCCCUGGCAGUGGUGGAAAGGAGGGGCAGCAGAGAAUGUGCUGCUUCCUCACUGCUCAUUGCAUUUGUGACCUGGGUGAGUGUGAAAGUGCAAAUGUGAGUGGGAACGGAUUUCCACCCCCUCCCCCUCCCCUCCUUUUCCCCCCUGACACUAUACCAUGACAUGUUGCUGAAUUUUACAUAUUUAAUCGAAGUAUUUUGGUGCUGGGCAAUUGGAUGUAGCAGCUAAAGCUGUGUCUGCAAUAUCUGACACAUUGUGAUAUUUAAAGGGAAAGUCCUUAUCCAAGUCUUAAAUGUUGUCUUUGCAGUGCACAGUUGUUUACAACUCUUCAAGCUCAAUGCUCCUGUGGACUCAAACCAUUCCUGAACUAGAUUUAGUGUCCAGUUGAAACAAUAGGUGCUCAUCACUCAUUAGAUUCCACCAUCUCAUGAUUCUGUAGUAAUGCACGUUGUAUAGACUUUGAUAUUACUGGUUUUAUGACUAAGAUGUACCUAAUGACUGAAGUUUUUAACUGAUUACCCAUUGUAAAUGAUUUUUUUUUCUUGUUUUUUCACCAUUUGUAAGAUUGAAUAAAAUUGGGAGAUGUUUUAAGCAGAUUUUGCAUCAAGCUGUGAUGACUACAAAACCACUUCAAAUCUACACAAAGCACAGAGUCAGAGUUAAGGAUGCCAUCUUUAGGUGGCAUUUUUUUCUGUACAUAAUGAGGCUCACCUUAUUCAAUAUGGAAUGUAACAUUGCCUGCAAACUGGUAACAAGGUGUUAAGUUUUUCUGUGAGUUCUGCUGAAGAAUAAAGCAAUGAAAUGUGAAUUGGCAUUGUGAGGUC